AGUGAUACGAGGAUGAUAUCCUCGGGGCAGAACCGUCUCGUCGCAUUCGGUAUCGUGCUGCACGCGUUGCUCGUCUAUGCGUUGUUCGAUGUUCAUUUUACGAGUCCUCUUGUGCAUGGCAUCGAACCUGUGACGGCCGCCUUCGCGGGCCCGGCGUCGCGCUUAGUGGUUAUUGUCGCAGAUGGACUCCGCGCCGAUCGGCUAUUUGAAUUGGAAGGUCGUGACGGCAGGGAAACCGGAGCCCCGAGGGGCGAGAAGGUUCCAAGGGCUCCGUUCCUCCACGCGAUUGCACGCGAGAGUGGACGCUGGGGCGUCAGCCACGCGAGGCCCCCGACGGAGUCUCGACCCGGGCACGUCGCACUACUCGCUGGUUUUUGGGAGGAUCCCAGCGCUAUAACAAAGGGGUGGCAGGCGAAUGCGGUGGAGUUCGACCAUCUCCUCAACCAGUCAUUGGCGGCGUGGGCAAUAGGAGCUCCAUCGGUCGUGCCCCUCUUCUCGAAAGGUAUCCCGCACGUGCGCAGCCGAAUGUACGCGGAGGAGCUCGAGGACUUCGCUGCCUCGAGCAAUCACGCCGCCCUCGACGAGUGGGUGUUCGAUCGGGCCAUCGAAGUGCUCGUUGGUAAUAUCACGGAAGAUGAGCAGCGGGCGGGUGCUACUUUGGAGACGGAGCGAAGUGCACUAGAGGGCGACAAGGUGGUGUUUCUGCUGCACCUCCUCGGGCUGGACAGCGCGGGGCACGCACACAAGCCAAGCGGAGAAGGGUACGCCGAAAACAUCAGGGUUGUUGACGCAGGUGUUCGAAGACUCGCCGCAGCGUUCGAGGAGCGGUUCGGCCCGGAGGAUGGGGGUACGGCGUUCCUGUUCACAGCUGACCAUGGCAUGAGCAACAGGGGUGCGCACGGCGACGGGGACCCCGGAUGCACAGAAACCCCCUUCGUCGCCUGGGGCGCGGGUAUCGCGUCCACGGCUUCCAGAACCCCUGUUGAUAUUGCGUGUGUGCCACGGGGAAAGGAUGCGCCGACCCCGGAGGCAGAGUGGGGUCUCAAAGAUGAGGAGCGGUGCGACAUUGAACAAGCCGACGUGGCCUCUUUGGGUGCAUCCUUGCUCGGCAUCCCUCCACCCAUACAUAAUUCGGGCGUGCUCCCCGUGUCGUACUUGAGCCCAAGGCGUUCGGAUUUGCGCUCGGGCGCUGCCGUCUCGAAUGCUGCACAGCUUUUGUCGGUGUAUCGGAGGAAGUCAGCCAUUACUGCUGAGUCCUCACUAACCGCGUACCUCUCGCCAAGUGGGUUGCAAGCAUACAAACCUCUGGCACUCGCCAAGGACAGACUAAGUGAUGCUGUGUCAGCGCGCCAAAGCGGGCAUCACAACGAUGCGAUUGAUAUGGCACAGAGACUGGCUCGUGAAUGCCUCGACGGCAUUACAUACCUCCACCUGUACGAUCGCUGGCUGCUGAUGGGAACCAUCACUGCUUGUUUCUUGGCGUGGAUAGUUUUCCUCGGGUCCAAGCUAGUUCUUGAGCAACUGGAUACAACUGCACGGGAUCAAGGCAAUGGUAUCGACGCGGACAAAGUACAUUCGAUGGUCGCUUUCGCAGCGGCGGGCGUAGUUUGCGUUGUAUUGGCGUUGAGGAGAUCGCCAGUGACGUACUAUGCCUACUUCAAUCUGCCUUUGUACUUCGUGUGGUAUUCAUCGGCGGUGUUCUCAAAAAUUUCUCUGAAGACGAGUGCACAUACAAGAAUGGGUUUGUAUCAGGCUUCUCGAGCGUUCGCUACUAUCGCUGUCGCUGUCGCGGCGACGCAGCUUUUGUGUCGCGGUUUUCACGAGCGAAUCGUGUUCUCUUGGAUGUUUGUUGCCGCUUCUGGCGUUCUAUUGCUGCUUUCAGGAUGGGUAGGGGCGAGAAGUUGGAUGCCCGAAAUUUCUCGAGAUCAACGACAUGUGGUGAUGAGUGCUUCAGCUGCGUCUGCGAUUGCUGCCCUGGCUUUCGCAGCACUCGCUCCCUUCACUACAUUUCCUAUUGAGCUAAAUGCUGACUCAAAUCUCGUGAUCGCUGCAGCGGUGUACGCAUUGUUUUCUAUCUCGUAUGAGAGUUUGUUCUAUGCCGUGCUUGGGGUCGCAACGCUCGCCUGGCUGUGCUUAGAGCGAUGCAUGCAAAAGCUGUAUGCAAUGAAUCAGAUAGAUUACAGAGGAAAGAAAGGCGAACUAACGUUCAUGUCUGUGUCGCAUCUGCGCAAAUUGGAACCAGGGGACAUAAGGCACGCUGCUAUAUUUCUCGUUCUCAUCAACGCAGCUUUCUUUGGGACUGGUAACAUCGCUAGCGUCGCAUCAUUCGAGAUCAGCAGCGUGUAUAGGUUUACCACCCGCUUCAACCCUUUUUUAAUGGGUGGCCUCUUGAUGCUCAAGGUACUGAUUCCGAUGAUAACUGUCGCUGUCGCAUUCUUAGCUCUUCUGAAGCUUCAGAGAGUGCCGGCAUUUCCUGUAUACCUGGUGUUUGUCGUGCUAUCCGAUCUAAUGGCGGCGCGUUUCUUCUAUCAGGUCACCACGGAGGGCAGCUGGCAAGAUAUCGGCAUGAGUAUCAGCAGAUACGCACUGAUGGGCACUCAAAUUGUGUUGAUUCAGGUAUUCCUUGGUCUCGCAGACUUGUACACUCACUGCCUUUCUAUCAACGGCGUCGCAGCGAAGGCGAAGAUGCAAUGA
Molecule: messenger RNA, 2694 nt
Organism: Micromonas commoda
Lineage: Eukaryota; Viridiplantae; Chlorophyta; Mamiellophyceae; Mamiellales; Mamiellaceae
Product: ATP exporter family
Exons: 2
Biological process (GO): GPI anchor biosynthetic process
Cellular component (GO): endoplasmic reticulum membrane
Molecular function (GO): mannose-ethanolamine phosphotransferase activity
Source: RefSeq, a predicted model, not a curated record